AGUCGAUGAUCCCAUUAUGUGGUUGGAAAUUUGCGGUUCUCCUGAUGUUCCUAAACGCUAGCUCCCAGCUUUAAAUCCAUCUUUCCUUUAUGUAACUCUCUCUCUCUCUCCCGUGUCUAGCUGCAGAAUCAGCGUGGAGGAGCUCAAGAAACAUACAAACCUGGAUAUGGUAAGAGAUUUAUAUGGCAGGGUCUGAUCUAGAGACCAUGAGAUGCCAACCCUAGGCUGGGCAUGGCUGCCCUGUGAUAUAACUUCCCUACUGACUUCUGCUUCUCUCUCCCUUUCAGUGGCUCCCGCUGGAUAAUGUGGCCCCUGCGAGGCUUCACAUUAGGAGUCAGCGGCUCAAACUUGUUACUGACCGUGCCGAGCUUAGGAAGGUAAUGUCUGGGUUCCUUUUCUCUGGCUGCUUGGGCUCAGGGAGGCGCCUUCUGCUCUUUGCUUCAUGGCACUUGUUUGUCUUUUCCCAGGUUCUGGUGGGGAACCACAUGUCUCGUCCGAUACAGAUGAAGGAAUUUUCCUCAGCGCUCCUCAGCGUGCAUGUAUCGAAAGGCAAGGACCUCAAGUUACCGACUGGAAACAGGAUGCCAACAACCCUUACAGAAAUCCAUGUCGGAAAAAUGAGGGAACAAACCUUGUAUUCGCCGCUCUGUAUCCAAACCCCGGAUCCGGUAUGGAAAGAGACUUUCAGCUUCCUAAUGAAGGACCCUCGAAUGGAGAAAGUGGAAUUAGUGGUCAAAGACAAUUACCAUGGGUCCCUGGGCUCUAUAUCUGUGCCCAUCUCUAGACUCCUGGAAGCAAGAAAUCUCACUAUCACAGACUGGUAUGAGCUCUGCCCGUCUGAGCCUCGCGGUGCUAUACUAGUUAAACUGGAGUUGUGGAUUUUGGUUCCACCAAAUGGUGAAACCCAGAAAUCCAAAGUUCCCAGCUCUCAGCAGCCUCAAUGUAAGGAUGUGAAUAAGCGAAGAGCUGGCCCCAGGCUGCUUGUAAAGAGGAAACUUAUUUCAACGCACUACAAACCAAGGAGAUUUCCCACAGCAGCCACUGGCGCUACUGAAGAACCAGAACAACGGAGAGAAACAAAUGGACUUGCGACAUUUAAAGGGCAACUAAUACGAGCAGCAAGACUUAUAUGCAGAGCGUGCACUCCACGGCGCUGACUAAAGGUCAGGUGACUUUUCACCUGAUUUCAAUUGUGACGCAAAAGCGGCAGAUCUGAGACUUUUACUACGUACCUCCCAAUUGUGCCGAUUACGUCAAAAUACCCCCAAAAGUGGGAGGGACCUUGGGUGGAUUGGGGGCAUUAAUUGGCAACUGGACGACACCUAAAAUGUCCUGAUUUUGGAGGGGAGGUGCGCUAAAGCUCAGCUGGGUCAGAUACAGACGUUUAUACUGCCCAGCAAAGAAAGAAGAGAGAUUUGUGGAUAUAAUGGACAUCACGCCAUGCAGUGGCUUCUACCGACGGUGGCCUAUCUGCUGCCUGACCUCAGAAUGGAUACCGACGGUGGCCUAUCUGCUGCCUGACCUCAGAAUGGAUACCGACAGUGGCCUAUCUGCUGCCUGACCUCAGAAUGGAUACCGACGGUGGCCUAUCUGCUGCCUGACCUCAGAAUGGAUACCGACGGUGGCCUAUCUGCUGCCUGACCUCAGAAUGGAUACCGACGGUGGCCUAUCUGCUGCCUGACCUCAGAAUGGAUACCGACGGUGGCCUAUCUGCUGCCUGACCUCAGAAUGGAUACCGACGGUGGCCUAUCUGCUGCCUGACCUCAGAAUGGAUACCGACAGUGGCCUAUCUGCUGCCUGACCUCAGAAUGGAUACCGACGGUGGCCUAUCUGCUGCCUGACCUCAGAAUGGAUACCGACGGUGGCCUAUCUGCUGCCUGACCUCAGAAGAUGAUACUAUCCCUUUAAUAAAUACAAAUAUUUUAUUUUUCAA
Molecule: messenger RNA, 1933 nt
Organism: Xenopus tropicalis (tropical clawed frog)
Lineage: Eukaryota; Metazoa; Chordata; Amphibia; Anura; Pipidae
Product: extended synaptotagmin-1-like
Exons: 6
Coding region: 381-1157 (258 amino acids)
Source: RefSeq, a predicted model, not a curated record